Fusarium pseudograminearum CS3096 is the source of this 1179-nucleotide messenger RNA. RefSeq lists its product as uncharacterized. The record is from RefSeq and is a predicted model, not a curated record. The coding region runs from base 1 to 1179 and encodes 392 amino acids. The transcript has 6 exons. NCBI's taxonomy places the organism in Eukaryota, Fungi, Ascomycota, Sordariomycetes, Hypocreales, Nectriaceae.
AUGGAGUCACGGCAAACCGACCUUUGGGUCGUGACUUUUGUCACAUUCGCUGCAGCCACAAUCAUCACAGCCAUGCGGCUUUUGAGUCGUCGACUCAAGCACAUCCCAUUGUCGUGGGAUGAUUACUUUGCGCUUUGCGGUUUUGCUGUUUCUAUUGCUUGGGUCAUCAUCGUGCCUUACUGGCUCAACCGCGGUCUUGGACUACACAUGGACGAUGUUGUCGAAAUGCACAAGUCAACAUUAACGAAAGAAUUAUUCGAAGCGAAACUACUUCUUUUCAUCGCCGAACUCUUCUACGCCUUUGGUCUGUUCUUCGCCAAGAUCUCAAUUCUUAGCCUCUACUGGCGCAUGUUCCGUGUUACCGGCAUUCGACUGCCGAUUCAGAUCCUCUUUGGAUGCUCUUUUGUCUGGAUCACCUUCCGAAUCUUUAUGGGCAUCUGGCAUUGCGUGCCGGUGGAAAAGUUCUGGGAUGACAGUGUUGCUGGGUAUUGCGCGAUUGAAGACAAGAAGUUCUUUUUCGGAACCACAUUGGUACACGCCAUGAUUGAUAUCUCUAUCUUGAUUUUACCCAUGUGGCAGAUUGGACGCCUGCAGCUUCCCAUGAUCCAAAAGGCUGGUAUCAUGGUCAUGUUUACCUUUGGCUUCUUUAUUUGCGCUGCGGCCAUCAGAUUGAUCGUUGCUGCCCGUGUUUUUGACGACAAAUCACCCGACGUUACAUGGAACAUUUGCGACAUUGUUAUCUGGGCAACAGUAGAAGUCAACCUCAUCAACGUUUCUGCAUCCCUUCCUACGAUCCGACCAGCCUGCACAUUCCUCUUCAUGUGCCAAAACCCACGAACCCGAACAGGCGCCAGCUCAGGCAGUUACCCCAACACCUACAGCCGAAGUCAAACCAAGCAAUCCAUCCGACUCGACACAAUCAACAAGACAAAACCAAACGAUGAGUCCAGCUCGACACACCAACUAGCCGACUCCGACGAUGGGAUCGGUAACGGUGGCAGAAGUGGUUCAACUGACGACUUUGAAGCUCACGCCAUGGAUCGUUUUACACCAAGUGGAAACCAAUACUCUUCUACUAUCACGGGACAUCGCACCAACUCUGGAGGCGGAGACUACGGAUCCAACUUUGGUGGCAUCUUGGUCAAGAACGAGACGACGGUGCACGUUUCUAAACAAUGA